Messenger RNA from Telopea speciosissima, 1137 nucleotides. RefSeq names its product ubiquitin C-terminal hydrolase 12-like. The record is from RefSeq and is a predicted model, not a curated record. NCBI's taxonomy places the organism in Eukaryota, Viridiplantae, Streptophyta, Magnoliopsida, Proteales, Proteaceae. Bases 1 to 1137 code for a protein of 378 amino acids. The transcript has 11 exons.
AUGACGAAGAAAAGACUGCAUUGGAAGGCAGUUAGAGAGAGCUUUCCAGGCAGUGAAGCAGUGCCUAGGGAUGUGAUGCUUGAACUAAAGAAGGUUCCUCCAAGGAGCCAAGGGGCCUCUAGAACGGAUAAAUUCCCAAGCAUCUUUGGAGGUAAAGGAGCCAGAGGAGCUUGUCAACCAGAUAACAGAAUCUCUCCUAGAGGGUCUUCUAGCGGUAGAAGGUCAGUGCUUGACACGUAUGAGGGUAUUGCUGAAAUAGUUUGUAACAAACUUGGUUUGGAUGAUCCAUCCAAAGUUAAGCUCUCAUCCUAUGAUUGUUUCCAUGGAAUGCUAUAUUUGCGACAAAUUAUGUAUGGGGCGAUGAAAUUAUCAGAGAUGCUGGUCCAUGACAAUCAGAUUUCAAAUAUCUUGUAUUAUGAAGUAUUGGAUAACCCUCUUCCAGAAUUGGACAGUUCAAGAACUCUGAAGUUUGCUUUUCAUUCAGCUGUGACGGAUGAGGUGGCUGAUUUUUGUGAAACGCUUCCAAAAUACACUAAAGUAGGAGAAUUAUUAGCUAAACUUAAAGCUAAGGUUAAGCUGUCUCAUCCCAAUGCAAGACGCCGGUUACUUUAUGUUCCCAAUCACCAGAUCUCUGUGGUCUUUCGUCAAAAAGAUACGAUAGACUACGUAAGUUGUUAUAAGGGGCCGUUGCGAGUCGAGGAGAUUCCUGAAGAAGAAGAAAACUCUGGUUCUUGUGAUUGCUUGAUUCGUGUUUGCCACUUCGAUAAACAUAGCCUGAAGUGCUUUGAAAAUCCUUUUCUCUUUAUCAUUCACAAAGGCGAGACUUUAGCGGAAAUUAAAGUACGUCUACAAAAGAAAUUGAAUGUUGCAAACAAAGAGUUUGUUAAGUGGACUUCUGCAUUUUUUCAGUUUGAUAUUCCCGAGUAUCUUAUAGAUUCUGACAUUGUAGCCAGUUAUUUUAAGAAAAGCGAUAGAUUUGCAGCUUCGUCGGAAUAUCUUGGAUUGGUGCACUCUCACAGAACUCAUAAUAGGGUACAUGAGGCCAAUCAGAGUGCAAAAGUUAGCAGAUACUCACGCUAUUCCAUCACCACACUUGUGACCAUGUCUCCAAAUCUUGCAGAACUCUCAUACAUCUGA